GGGCCAAGGGAUGAGCCGGGGCGCGCCUUCCCAAUGGCAUCUCCCCCUGGUCUGGAACUGAAGACCCUGAGCAAUGGGCCCCAAGCCCCAAGGAGACCAGCGCCUCUGGGCCCCGUGGCCCCACCCAGGGAGGGUGUGGAGAAUGCCUGCUUCUCCCUGGAGGAGCAUGAGACCCAUUUCCAGACCCCUGUGGACGCCAGACUGGGCAGCUCCCCCAGUCCCCCUGGGGGUGUCCCCUCGUGGUCCCGAUCCCAGAGGGAUGAUCUAUCCCUGCGCUCAGAAGAGGCGCCCGGCCUGGAAGCUGUGAGCCGCCCAGUGGAUUAUGGCUUCGUUUCUGCUCUGGUUUUCCUGGUGAGUGGGAUCCUUCUGGUGGUGACAGCAUACGCCAUCCCCCGAGAGGCCCGCGUCAACCCAGACACGGUGACAGCACGGGAAAUGGAACGACUAGAGAUGUACUAUGCGCGCCUGGGGUCCCACCUGGACAAGUGCAUCAUCGCGGGCCUGGGGCUGCUCACGGUGGGCGGCAUGCUCUUGUCGGUGCUGCUUAUGGUCUCCCUGUGCAAGGGGGAGCUGUACCGCCGGCCGACCUUCGUCUCCGGCAGGGGCUCCAGGAAGACCUAUGGCUCCAUUAACCUGCGCAUGAGACAGCUCAAUGGAGACGGGGGCCAGGCCCUGGUGGAGAACGAAGUGGUCCAGGUCUCAGAGACCAGCCACACCCUCCAGGGUUCCUAAGUAAGAGCCCACCCGAUCUGCUUUAUCUCCAAGGCCAGAAGGCCCGAGAGGCCCGGGGUUUCUGACUGAGCUCCACAGAGGGCCCCGUGGAAGGAGUCUUGGGUGCUGGUGGGGGAGCCCAGGGCCUGGCUAGGCCCCACUUGGGAGAGUGGCCCCCAGUCUGUUUCGUAGUUUGAGGUUUUGCCUAAGGUUCUGCUUGGUGGAUGGAUUCUGCUGCUACAAAUACAAAAGUUUGGAAACUGCUGCCCUUUGAGGAUGAGGUUUCUUGGCAUUUCUGAGGAUUGAGAGCUCUCUGAAAGGCUGCCAGUCCGUUCCCCAUGUUGGGGAAUUCAGAGAGCUCUGCUAUUCUCAUCAGCAGAGUAUGGGCGUUAGUGACCUCAGAGGGACCUUUCAGCCCUGACCAUCGAAGUUGGGAGGUGGCUUCAAAAUGAGGGGGAGAAGUCAGCGCUGGUGUCACCUCCACUCUCUCUGCCUCGGUCCCGGACUUCGUCAUGGGAGGGUUGGACUGGAUGAUCCCUAGGAAUGGGAGCCCAGUAUUGACCGCUGGCUACUCCUUUGUGGGACGAGAGGCAGCCAGGUAUUGACCAUCUUUUGUGCCAUUUUCUGGCCCUGCUUUGGUGGCCACCACGGUCAACCAGCCAGCAUCUUCCUCAGUCCUGCGGACAAGGGGUCUUUUCUA
Talpa occidentalis (Iberian mole) is the source of this 1411-nucleotide messenger RNA. RefSeq names its product transmembrane protein 74B (gene TMEM74B). Lineage: Eukaryota; Metazoa; Chordata; Mammalia; Eulipotyphla; Talpidae. The record is from RefSeq and is a predicted model, not a curated record. The coding region runs from base 34 to 732 and encodes 232 amino acids. The transcript has a single exon.